Messenger RNA from Rotaria sp. Silwood2, 3417 nucleotides. The record is from the annotation of a GenBank genome assembly. NCBI's taxonomy places the organism in Eukaryota, Metazoa, Rotifera, Eurotatoria, Philodinida, Philodinidae.
AUGCGUAUUAUCGACAUUGCCGUCGAAUUUCCAUUAAAUCCCAAGAUGAAACAGUUUCAUUUAACGUUAUUAUUGUGUCUUCUAUUGGCAAGUAGUGCCACUGGUCACUAUAAUUCCGAUACCUUCUUAGGUCAUCGUCUUACUGGACACCAAUUGGGUACCAAACAAACAGAUUUAGGCAGUUAUGGUCUUUCUCCAGACGCUCAUGCAUUUGGAGGUUUUGGUCAACAAUCAAAUGCUCGUUUAUACAGUUCAGGUCGUAGGGCUAGUGUCCCAGCUACUAAUAAUUUGGGACAAUUUAGUCAACAGAUAACUGGUUUAUCAACUUCCGGACAAACGAGUUAUCCUCAACAACCUGCUCGAACUACUGUUAAUCAACAACCAGCUGCUACUGAAGACGUUACAUCAUUUGUUUCCAAUGUUCAAGUUCCACAACGAGAUCAACCUUAUAGUGAUGUUAACAAUGAUGGCUUAUCAAAUGGUGAUAGUAAUAAAUAUAACAGACCUUAUGCUGAACCAACUGGUAUGCCAUAUGGUAUCCAAUCAACAGGUGAAAUUUUAAGUUAUCAACCAGAAAAACUCGAUCUUUCCAAAUGUGGACCAACACCAACAGUAAAUCCAUGUACACCAUUUGGUUCACAAUAUUAUCCAUUACCUGGUUAUCCAAAUUGUUAUAUUCAUUGUGCAUUUGGACGUUUAUUUGUCAAACCAUGUCCAACUUAUCUUGUAUGGAAUACACGUGUUCAUAGUUGUGAUUGGCCAACACUUGGUUCUCCAUUUGGUAGUGAUGAUUAUGGUACAACAUCGUAUAGUAACAGUGGAAGUAAGAGUGGUUCAGCAUCUUAUGAAACUAGCAACACGAACUAUGCAAUGCCACAAACUUAUUCCUAUGGACGAAAGAAGCGUUCAACAAUUGAACGCAAGAAACGUAACAUUGCAGCAUAUUAUCAAAGUUUAAUGAUGCCAUUUUCUCCUCAACAAUAUCCAGGUUAUUAUACAGCACCUUCUCCAUAUGAACCCGAUCCACUUCGUAUACCUGUGACACAAUUUAAUUUACCAGGUCCAGUUAGUUUUCCUGGCCAAGUCGGAUUUGCAAGUUUUCCUUCUCAAUUUGCAAAUCCACAAGCUCCUCAACCAGUAGGUGUUCCAUUAACUGCUCCAGCAGCAUCAGCACCUGUACCAGUUGCUCAAGCAACACCAGCCCCUGUACCAGUUACUCCGGCAACACCAGCCCCGGUGCCAGUUGCUCCGAUGGCACCAUCAUAUGCACCAGUUGCUCAGCCUCGUACUAUUGCAACAUAUGGUGGUUUAUAUGCUGAUAUGUUUACUGCUCCAUCUAAAGCUAAUCCAGCAGUAGUUCCUGCAGCUCCAUCAGCAGCUCUUACUCCAACAUUUUUUCCAACCUUACCGUCAGCAGCUUUUUCAUCUUCAAUGUUCCCACAACAAAGCGUCGCACCUGCUACUUCUUUUGCAGCACCUACUCCUGUUUCCUUUUCGGCUACAUUAAUUCCUGGUCCACUUUAUCCAUAUGGCCCUCCACAUGGCGGACCAUUUGGUCAUCCACUCCCACCACCUCCCAAACCUUCGGCUGGCCUACCUCCCAUGUUUUUUGGACCUUUCGCUGGUCAUCCUAUGGCACGUUUUGGGUUCUUCGGUGGUCAGGCUCUCCCACCUUUUAUGCCUUUUGGUGGCCAGCCUCUCUCAAGUUUCAGAUUUUUCGGUGGUCAACAACCUCCACCUGCUAUGCCUUUCGGUGGUCAAGGUCUUCCACCUUUUAUGCCUAUUGCUGAUUUAUUUCGUGGUGGAUCAUUUGGCUCUAAUCUACCUAACAAUGGACCUCUCGGCUCAGAUUUUGAACUUGAAGUAUUCUCAGCUGAUGAUGAUUCCAACGAGGGUUCUGACGAUAGUUCUUCUGGUAAAGGUGAUGGUAGAACUGCCGGCAAAGUCAAUAAAAAUGAAAACAAAAUAUCCGACAAAAGCAACUCUGGAAAAUCUCCUUCUACCGAUGGUGGUUCUGAUUAUUCAAAAAGAAAAGACUAUACUAGAAAUGGUAAUUUCAAAAGCCGUGGAAAUAAAGUUACAGGUGAUAAUUAUGAAGAUGAAGAAUUUGAUGGUUAUGAUGAUUUUCCAAAUAUUUACUAUCGUAAAAAGCGUCACUAUGGCUCCUAUGGUACAACUGUUGGACAAGUACCAACAGUUCCUGUAGCUGCAUUACAACAAUAUCAAACUAGCUACAAUCCACUUCAAUCUACAUCGUAUAAUGCAUUACAACAACCACGUUUAAUCCCAAAUGAAUUAAAUCGUCAACCAUCAUUGCAAUUAUCGCCGUGUUUUAAUAAACCACCACGAAUUAAUAUUGCACAUCCAACAGAUGCUGGAAAAUAUAUUGCAUGUAUAUCUCGAUUACAUUAUGAAAUAAUGGAUUGUCCAAGUGGUCUUAUUUAUAAUCCAACUAUUGAUCAAUGUGAAAAAAGAAAAAAUCUUGAAGCAAUUUGUGAACGUGAAAAACCAUGUAUGAAUAAUGGUCAAUGUUAUCAAACAAGUCCAACAAUAUAUAAAUGUACUUGUCGUGGUGCUUGGACAGGUGAACGAUGUGAAACGCCAUUAUCAUCUUGUGCUACUAAUCCAUGUGGUCCAGGUAAUGAAUGUCUAACAUUAAAAGCAGGUGAAUACAAGCAAGAUUAUGUUUGUGUAUGUGAUGAAGGUCAAGCAUAUGGUUUAAGUUGUGGACGAAAUACUGUACCAAAUCCAUGUUUAGGUGCAUCAACUGAACAAGAACAAUAUUAUCCAUUUAUAUUCAGUCCUCAAGCUUUUAUUCAAUGUAAUGGUGAGAUACUCUAUGUUCAACCAUGUGCAUCUGGUUUAUAUUGGAAUCAAGAAGAAAAAGUCUGUGAUCAAAUUGAAAUGUUACCAACAACACCAGGUGAAAAGCAACCACAAUCAUAUGAAGUUAUCUAUGGUACUAAUGAACAAAAAUCAACAUAUAUUCGUCCAACACCUAAUUUAACUGAUCAAAAUUUUAUCAAACAACAAUCUUCUCAACAACGAUUCGAACAAACCAAACAACCACAAAUCGUUAUUAAUGAGCAAAGUUCAACAUCAGUAAAUAAAGUUGUUCCAGUUCCACAACAACCAACUGUUAAUUCAUUUCAAAUAUUUUCUCGUCAUAUGAAACAAAAAUCAUCAAUGCCAACAAAUAAUUAUGUCAUGGCACAAGAACAACCAAUUCUUACUAGUCGAUCAUCAUGGUCAACUCCAGUUAUACAAUCCGAAACUGCUCAAACAUAUUUACCAAAACCACAAUACGAUCAAACUUAUAAUGAACUAUCACCACGAUUUUUGAUGCAUCAACAACCAAUACGACCAAGUACUCGUCUAGUUAGACCAGAAUUACAGGGAGAUUUCAAUACACAAUAA